This is a messenger RNA of Acaromyces ingoldii, 1072 nucleotides long. RefSeq lists its product as hypothetical. The transcript has a single exon. The record is from RefSeq and is a predicted model, not a curated record. The coding region runs from base 142 to 900 and encodes 252 amino acids. NCBI's taxonomy places the organism in Eukaryota, Fungi, Basidiomycota, Exobasidiomycetes, Exobasidiales, Cryptobasidiaceae.
CAUCACUUACUACUCUCCUCUUCCCAAAUUUUCCCUCCAUCCCUCUGUUUCCUACCCAUUCUCGGUACCUUCAUCUGUGUACAAUUGGUCUAUAUCGGUUUUUGUCCUAUAGUGUACAUUCAGGCCUGCAGACACUUAGCAAUGGUCCUCGUAGCCGAUGUACCCUUGGAUACACCCGAGGAGCUGGCCGCCAAAAGGUUCACCUAUGCACGCGCUCCUAGUCUCGGCGCUCCAAGCGAUCUCUCUGACCGCCCAAGCAACGCCAUACUGCAACAUCCCGAGCUUCCACAGAAACGCACGCACAGCAGCAUCGUAGCCCCGGAACAGCAUCAGCAAGCAACACCGCAUGUACCCCUGUUUUCUCGUCGGCAGCAUCAGCUGAGUGAAAUGACCAAAGCCAGUCGCUUUAUUGACAAUGAGUCUCGAGCCGCCAAGAUGAACUUUAUCGACCUGGUCCCGGGAACUUCUCCUACCGCCGCCUCUUUCGUCUCUGGACCUCUCGAUGCACUCGUCACCCAUUCUGAUGCACAACUCGUAGAAGAAGGCAACGAAGACUCAAGCGCUGUCAAGCUCUUCAAACGGCCUCGCAAGGAGGGUGCCAAUGACAAGCCCACACAUUCAAAGAAGCGAACCUCCAGCAAGAAUUCAACAGCACCGCUUACGACCACCGCAGACGAUAUUCAGCCAACCCAGAGCUUCAUCUCGCCCCAGUUCGACCAGGAUGCCGCUCAAUGCAUAGCUUUAGUCAAGUCGACAGUCGCAACGAGGAAAGAGAGUGAACUCAAGCUUCAGCAGAGAGUGAGCAGAGCCUCGUGUCUACGGAUGAGUUUGGGCCCACUGAUCGGCAUGAUGAACAUGAUGCCAUGCCCUAGGAAAUCGUUAUCAAAAAGCUCGAAUUAAAGCUCGAGGAAGCUUCGAAAGAGAAAGAGACCAUCAAGUCCAACGCAAGGAAGAUCGUCGCAAAUGCGCAAAUGGUCAUGAAUGAGUGAGUGACAACUCUUCGAAGACCUUCUCGUAGCAGCUUAUAGCCAUGACGCGCCUUUCUGCAUUGCUUUGAAUAGAGCAAAACAGU